Triplophysa dalaica is the source of this 1162-nucleotide messenger RNA. It is a transcript of the gene lnp1, whose product is annotated as leukemia NUP98 fusion partner 1. The record is from RefSeq and is a predicted model, not a curated record. The coding region runs from base 249 to 878 and encodes 209 amino acids. NCBI's taxonomy places the organism in Eukaryota, Metazoa, Chordata, Actinopteri, Cypriniformes, Nemacheilidae. The transcript is spliced from 4 exons.
CAUAUUUUUGGGUCAGCUUACAGCAGCAAACCCACACGUUGUGAGCACUUAACUGGAAGAAUCCAAUUACAACCUACCCCACUGCUCUAACACCACCAAUACAGUUCAGACGGUCUCAACAGCACUGCCAGGAUCAUCUCGCAUCAGCUACACCCUGGUCCAUCUUUCUUUCUAGGAGACGGGAGCCUCACGGAGAGCUCCACACGCAAACCCCCAAGCUGUCUCUUCGGCUGCUUCCCGCGAUUAUUAUGGACAAUGAGGAGGAUGAUGAUGGGAACUUCACCAAGUGGAUGAGCAGUUACUGGGGGCACGGAGUAGGAGAGGACCACAACAAAGCAAGGAAGAGGAGCUUCACGAGGCACUCGUGCAUCAGAAAUGACCGCCGUGCCUCUUUGCCCUGCAUGUCACAGCUAGAGGCCAUGCAGAAUCAGAUCCAUGCAAAUGUUGGGCCCUCUGUCCACCUAAUGACCCGUGAAGAAAAAGAGAUGCACUCCCACCCUCGGGCCCGCCGUGUGUCUUCAGACGAAAGCCGGACCAAAGUGGUGGGACCUGAGUGUCACAUCCCCACCAUUCCAGAGCUCUCCGAGACCUUGGAGAAGCGGCUACGUUUCCACAACCAGAAAUCGAUAUCAACAGAUGAUACGGACAGUAUAUGUCUUAUUUGCCAUGACGAAUUGAGGAACAGCAGAGGUGGCAUCCGAGAACUUCACUGCGCCCAUCAUUUCCAUAAAGAGAGAAAAUGUCCAGAGCAUGGUGCACGACCACGUAGCAGGAGUUCUGCUGCUGCAUGCGAGCGAGGGAAAGAGGUGCCAUUCUGCCACGCCCAGGAAGAAUACCACUUGCCCCAUCGCCAGCUCUCUUUACGGAGACAACGUUAAUGGAUUCUAGUGAAAUGACUGCUUGAAUACAUAGCACAACAGUAAAUUAGUGAUCAUUCAGUGUAUUCAAUUUGAUUUUGUUUUUAGCUCCACACUUCUACAAAAAGGUUCAACAGUCAUUUCCUUGUAGUUAAAUAUGUUGUACCACUUAACUGUAUAUUUAUUUUUUGAUUGAUCAGAUAAACUCUUCAGACGUCAUUGCACAUUAUGAUUGUUUUUAUUUCCAACUGUACUUUAGAUCAUACCUUGAAACUGUGACUUUCUCAAAGAUGCAUGUUUGCUUA